AUGCAGCACAGACGAACCCUAGGUUUGCUGCUGCAGCAGCAGCAGCAGCAACAGCAGCAGCAGCAGCAGCAGCAGCAGGAAGAGGGGCCCCUCAUUCCUCUUCUACAGCUUGUGGGGGGGCCCCCUGGGGGGGGCCCCUUGGGGGGCCCCCUGGGGGGCCCCCUGGGGGGCCCCCCUCACAGCGAUGCCAAGGGGGCCCUGGUUGAACCCUCGCUGCAGUGUCUAGGGUUUGCGCUGAGGGGGGCGGGGGCCCCCCCCCGGCUGUCUCUGAGCCUCAUAAGAGGAAAGACACUGCAAGAGCUAGACAAUGGAGAGAUCCUCUUCUGCCACUGUGUAAACCCCGGGGGGCCCCCUGGGGGGCCCCCCCCCUCGCUUGAGGGUACCCUCGGCGCUGCGCUGUACCCUCAGCGGCAGCUGAUGAGACAUGGGUUUAAGCACAGCUUUCAGUUCCGUCUGGAGGCCCCUCAGGGGGGCCCCCUGGGGGCCCCCUUGGGGGCCCCCCCUGGGGGCCCCCUGGGGGGCCCCCUGGGGGGCCCCCUUGGGGGCCCCCCUGAAGGUGUUGGGGGCUGCAUCGCCCUGGUGCUGCAGAGCAGCAGGGCCCCCAUAUCGCUGAGAGAGGGGCCCCAUGUGGUGAGUGGGUACAGCAGCAGCAGCACAGCUCAGCAGGGCCCUGGGGGCCCCUGUGAUCUCUUCUGGCCUUCGCUCGGGGACUGCGUGGCGCUGGAGUUUCGCCUGGGGGUGACCCGAAACCCUCAGGACGAGGCGGGGGCCCUUCUGACGCUUGAGGCAGAUCUGCUGCUAGGUGGGGGAGCCCUGGCGUGUCAGUUUGAGGAGGGGGUGCAGCAGACGGAGGCAGCGCAUGCAUCUGCUGCUUCUUUCUUCUCCUCGCAGCAGCAGCAGCACCAGCAGCAGCAGCAGCAGCAGCAGCAGCACCUGCUGCGGCUUCCAGCGCAUCCUUGGGCUUUGCCUGGAGGGUCCCAGCAGCAAGGGGCCUCCUUGUCUGCAGCAACAGGAACAGCAUCAGCAGCAGCAGCAGCAGCAGCAGCAGCAGCAGCAACUUCUGCUUCUUGCUGCAGCACGCCUGUGCUGCUGCUGGGGCGGGGCGUUAUAGUCGAUUACUCCUUAGAAAAGGAAAGGCUGCGGGUUACAGCAACACAGUGCACACAGCAGCAGCAGCAGCAGCAGCAGCAGCAACAGCAGCAGCAGCAGCAGCAGCAGCGGCAGAGGCUCCUGGGGUCCCUUCGGGGGGCUGGUGGGGCCACCCCUGUGCUGGAGAUGAAAGGCUUUGAGCUCAGCAGCCUCAUUGCCCUUCGGCUAGGAGCAGCAUAUGUCGGGUGUAUCCGCGUUCGUCUGUGGCAGCACGAGGCGCAGCCGUCUGCGCUGCAGCUGCGUGGGUUGCAUCAGCAGCAGCAGCAGCAGCAGCAGCAGCAGCAGCAGCAUUUGUCUCUGGAUGGGGGGCCCGCAGAUGCCUUCGUGCUGCAGCUGCAGCUGGACCCCCAGGGGGCCCCCUGGCCGCUGCCGCUGCUGCUGGGUGAUGCUGCUGUUGAUACUUACAACUCGCUCUUCUCUCUGCUGCUGCAGCUCAGGUCUUACGCCCGCGGUCCAUCUCCCUUGCGGUUUGCCUGCAGCCGCACAGCUCCUCUCCCCAUCAGCAGCAGCAGCAGCAGCAGCACAGCAGCAGCAGCAGCAGCAGCAGCAGCAGCAGCAGGGGCUCAGGUGUCUCCUCACGCUGUCUCCACACAGCUGUGGGCCGCCCGCAGUGAGCUCGCUUUUUAUAUUUCUUCUGUCUCCAAAUAUUUUCAGUAUUAUGCAAUAGGUCCUGUAUUCUAUGAAAUAGAAGAAAGGAUUAGGCCUGUAUUCUAUGAAAUAGAAGAAGCGGCGAGGGGGAGAAAGGACUUCGAGGAGAUUCGUUUGCUGCACGACAACUGUCUCACGCAGCUUGCCUCGAGAUGCUGGCUGCGUGUCUCCUCUCUGCUGCGGCCUUUGAUGCGGCUGCUUGUGGCGGGGCGGCGGCUGGCUGAGUUGGGGGCCCCCCCCGCUGCUCCUUCGGGGCCUCUGAGUUUGCGCUCGCAGAAGAAACCCCACGAAGAAGACAAAACAAACAAAAGGAAGAUGGAGUACGUAUCACCUAGGGUGGUGCUUUUGGGUUCGCUUGGAGAGGCCCAGUACUCCUUCUUGGCUGAGGCCCUAGCAGCAACCAGGAAAGAAAUCCGCGAGCAUAUAUCUCAGGUGUAUACGGAGAUGUGCGCGCUGAAGCAGGGGGCCCCCCAUGCCCUCUUGGGGGCCCUGGCGUUGCCUCUAGACUUCAAUGGUUUUCUCUCUCACCUCGUUUCGGGGGGCCCCUAUACCCCUAGGGGGCCCCCCUAUGGGGGCCCCCUGACCCCUAGGGGUAGCAGCAGGGGCCCCCUUGAGCAGCAGCAGAUGCAGGAGCCUCUGGUUACUGCUGAAGCUGCGGGGGCCCCCACAGCUGCAGCAGCAGCAGUCUUAGGGGCCCCUCGCAGGGCCCCCGGGGGCCCCCCGCCCCCUUCGGAGGCCCUCGCCCCCUGCAAGGGGGCCCCUUUGGUUUGA
Messenger RNA from Eimeria mitis, 2568 nucleotides. RefSeq lists its product as uncharacterized. The transcript has 17 exons. Gene Ontology annotation, cellular component: nucleus. Gene Ontology annotation, molecular function: gamma-tubulin binding. The record is from RefSeq and is a predicted model, not a curated record. NCBI's taxonomy places the organism in Eukaryota, Apicomplexa, Conoidasida, Eucoccidiorida, Eimeriidae. Bases 1 to 2568 code for a protein of 855 amino acids.